Messenger RNA from Fusarium venenatum, 2127 nucleotides. Its product is annotated as fungal-specific transcription factor domain-containing protein. Gene Ontology annotation, molecular function: sequence-specific DNA binding; zinc ion binding; DNA-binding transcription factor activity, RNA polymerase II-specific. Lineage: Eukaryota; Fungi; Ascomycota; Sordariomycetes; Hypocreales; Nectriaceae. Gene Ontology annotation, biological process: positive regulation of transcription by RNA polymerase II; DNA-templated transcription. The record is from RefSeq and is a predicted model, not a curated record.
AUGUCGGAAGAUAACAAUAACGGAGAUAAUGCGAGACAAUCACGCACAAGAAGUGGCCAGCCAGGCCGGAAGAAUCCCCGCCUUCGCAUGGCCUGUCUCCGAUGUCAAAGACGAAAGAUCAAAUGUGAUGGGGAUUUACCAACGUGUAAGAAUUGCCGUAAUGCUGGUGCUACCUGUACAGAUGGAGAAUCCGCCCGUCUGAAAGACCUACCUCGAGAAUACAUAUCGACAUUAAAAAACAGGAUAACUUGGCUGGAAUCAAUUGUCAGAUCAAGAUGUCCAGACGUAGACUUAUCCCAGGACGCGCCCUCGGAUAUCCAGAAAGAUUUGGAUGAUACCAUUCUUCAAGACACCACAACAGCAUCACCACCUGCGCGAACAAGCACCAUCGAUGUAUCUGAUACAAACCAGCCAGUAAGAUCUACAGGAGCUGGUGCGAUUACUCACGAGAUUGGAUUGGUGUCUCUUGGGACAAACCAAGACCCGAGAUACAUUGGUCCUUCGAGUGGUUAUUUCCUAGCCCGCGUCAUGCUCGAUUCAGUCUCAAAACAAGAUGAACGACUUGGUCGCGGGAGUAGAAAUACUCCAUUUCCUACAAAAUUGGUAGAAGCUAUUCAGGGACCUCUACCUUUACCACAACAAGACAUGGCGGCGCAAUUGUGUGAUGCCUACUUCAGCGCCAUCAAUCUACAGUACCCCAUUCUUCACCGUCCGACAUUCGAUACUAUGCUGGAACAGGCAUACGAACAAGAUAACCAAGACCCAGUUGUUAGAUUCCAGAUCUUCAUGGUUCUAGCCAUAGGCUCAGCUGUCUUAUCCGGUCGCAUCAGAGCUCGCAUCCCAGCAGAGUCAUACUGUCUCUCAGCACUCCAAUACCUCGACGAUUUAAAUCUCGAAAACUCUUUACAAGGGGCACAAUGUCUUUUAUUACUUUUAGUAUUUACCAUGCAUAGCCCUUCUGUUCGAUUGAACGUGUGGUAUUUAAACUACCACUGCAUCGCCGCUCUACUUGACCUCGGACUUCAGAGAAAUAUUAGCGCGGGGGUUGGCAUUUCGUUAUUGGAGCAAGAAAUGAGAGCGCGUAUCUUUUGGGUUAUUUAUACGUUUGAUCGUGUUAUUGCGACUAUGAUGGGGAGACCUAUUGGGAUAAGAGACGAGGGCUGUGAACUUCGAAUGCCUAUUGGGUUGUCUGAUGAUCAACUUGCUACACCGUAUCAACAGACUACGGAAACGUCGAGCGAAAUGGCGUUUGCUAUUCAUCUGUUUAAAUCUGCCAAGCUUAAUUCGGAGAUCAAGUAUAUCGCCCAGAGUAUAGUCAGAGACUCACCCAGAUAUGCAUAUCCGAGAGUUGUGGACAUCAACGAUUGGCAAACCACUAUGCUACAUCAACUAGAUGAGUGGGCAAGUCAGAUACCAAGCCAAGACAACCCUUCGGCUCUCUACUUGCGGACGACAUGUCAAAUACGAUACCAUGGUCUUCGAAUGCUUCUUCUAAGACCAAGUCCCGGUAUACCCAAACCCUCCAAUGAAGCUUUGGUACAGUGCCACAAAAGUGCGCGCGAGAGUAUACAAUUGUUUGACCAGCUUUACAAAAAGGACCUUCUCGUACAUAGCUGGACUACUUUCCACGGUCUUGUUCUGAGCACAAUCACUCUUUUGUAUUGCAUAAAAGUCGUCCCCGAUAUUGCUCGCGCAACGGAGAUGGACGUCUUGAUGACUGACAUGAGUAUAUCCCUCAGUGUACUUAGUGCAACGGGGGAACACUGGUCUGGGGCGAAGCGCAGUAGGGACAUUCUGGAUGAACUUGGCAAGUCGAUUAUUCGGCAUCUCAGUGAUCAAAAUGGUCUAUCGAAUGGUGUCAACAGUCGUUCAAUGUCCCAGGCCAUCAACCAUGGACCUGUUCCGACCGAAGCAAUUGACGUUCAAGGACUGGGUUUACCGGGCGCAUCCAUGGAUACAUCAAUGAUGAACACGGAUAGCAUGGGAUUUUUGCAAAAUCCGUUUGAUGAUUGCAUGUUUAACGAUUCAUUCGCUGGAUACUUUGAGGAGACGGAUUCCAUCAACGUGGAUAACAUUGUACGAGACUUGUUCCAGGACUUUAUCCCUACAUACUCUACCGAACUAUAG